UUUAAUGACAUCUGCUUUGUAUUGAACUGACAGAUGAUUCCCAUGAAGUGUUUGGUUGUUGUCGUAACCCAAUGAGUAAACCAUACAUUUCCACAGUCUGUCCCCUCACUGAUUGUCACAACUCUUCAAUUCUGGACGCCAUUAAACGUAAUAAUUCGUCUUCGAGUUCGCGUCGACAGCCCUCGAGAGUCGACAGUAUAUGCACUGAAGGUUCGUCAAAUUCAUCGCCGACUGGAGUGAAAAAAUUGAAAAAGUUUCAAACAAUUUGGUCGACAAUUAAGCGCUUUUCUCCGGUUCACAGAAUCAAGAAUUCAUACAAUAGGAGAAAAUUGUUUGAAAGAACUGAACGCUUGUAUUCAAGUCAUCCGGAUAUAAGUUGUAACAAUUUAGUUGUAUUGACGCAAAUCGACACUAAAAGGAGUCGCGACGACACCGAUGCCAUCACUUUAACCAAAUCAUCGCGAAAUAAGCACUCGUCACAAAUCAACCAUUUCUUUGCAGACAAUUCAGAUAUUAUUUAUUCGUUCAACAAUUCAAACCCUAAUCUCCAUGAAAUGAAUUCAAUAGAAGCCGAAAAUGUAAGCAUUUAUACAUCUAUUUACUUAACAUCAGUUUUGUAACUAAACAACCACUUUAGAAAAUAAUGUGUAUUUUGUAGACACUAUAAUAAAUAGAAGAAUACAACUAAAGUAUAC
Messenger RNA from Medioppia subpectinata, 695 nucleotides. The record is from the annotation of a GenBank genome assembly. NCBI's taxonomy places the organism in Eukaryota, Metazoa, Arthropoda, Arachnida, Sarcoptiformes, Oppiidae.